Molecule: messenger RNA, 1464 nt
Organism: Rhipicephalus sanguineus (brown dog tick)
Lineage: Eukaryota; Metazoa; Arthropoda; Arachnida; Ixodida; Ixodidae
Product: flavin-containing monooxygenase 5
Molecular function (GO): NADP binding; flavin adenine dinucleotide binding; N,N-dimethylaniline monooxygenase activity
Source: RefSeq, a predicted model, not a curated record
CUACCCGGCACACCAACACAACGAGACCGUCAAGUGCAACUGGCGCUCCGCGCAGCGGUGAGAUCCUUCCAGCCGCCCCUUCCGUGCCAGAGUAUCCCUUCCCUCUCGUAUAAAGUUGGCACGCUCGGUGGUUCCUGCUUCCACCGCCGCCUGCCUGCCCGGCUGCCAGGGCGGAAGAUGAAGCAGAACCGGCAUCGCCGUCCGUUGCGGCCGCCGCAUCGUCGAGGUUGUUCACCGCCGCCGCCGACGUGCGCGAAGGAGAAGAGAAAGGCGGUCCGCUUCUGCUGCAACAGGGCCACCGUUGCCGCGCAGCUGUCUUUCGCGUUUCAUUGCGUCGCCCCGACGUCGCUGGCGACCAAGAUGGCGGCGUCAGUGCCGUCGCACGCCGUGGAUACCUGUGACGACGAAGACGACGAUGCCCUGCGCUGUGUCACGCCGGACCAGGUGGCCAUGGGUCUCGGCGACCGGGGACGCAAGCGGAUCGCCAUCGUGGGCGGCGGCUCGGCGGGCAUGACGGCCGCCAAGUCGUGUCUCGAGGAGGACCUGGAGCCCGUGGUGUUCGAGCAGACAGACGCUCUCGGAGGGCUGUGGCGGUACCGGGACGUGCCGGAGUACGGCGUGCCGUCCCUCAUGAAGGCCACCAUCAUCAACACCUGCAAGGAGAUGAGCAGCUUUAGCGACUUCCCUCCGCCGCGCGAGUUUGCCAACUACAUGCACCACUCGAGCCUGGUGCGGUACUUCGAGCUGUACGCGAACCACUUCGGCGUCACCAAGCACAUCCGCUACAACACCGAGGUGACUCGAGUCCAGAAGAGCCAGGACUACGACGAGACCGGCCGUUGGGACGUCACGUACAGGACAAAAGGCCAACCGCCUCGGACGGAGACGUUUGACGGCGUGAUGAUAUGUUCGGGCCACCACGUGAUCCCCCACGUGCCGACCUUCAAAGGCCUGGACAAGUUCAAGGGCCAAGUUUUUCACACGCACGACUACAAAAUACCCGACGGGUUCCGCGACAAGAAGAUCCUCAUCAUCGGCGUCGGAAACUCGGGCGCAGACGUCGCCGUGGAUUUGUGCCCGUGCGCUGAAAAGGUUUACCUGAGCACGCGCCGCGGCUGCUGGGUGAUUCGCCGCGUGGGCUUCUGGGGCAUACCGGCGGACUCGUUCCUGAACCGUCGCACGGUGAACCUGUUCAACAAGUACGCGCCCGAGUGGCUCGUAAACUUUGUCUACGAGACAUACUCGAACGAGGCGUUCAGCCACAAGUUGUACAGGCUCAAGCCCAAGCACCGCUGGCGCAACCAGCACCCGACCAUCAAUGACGCGCUGCCCAACGGGAUCCUCAGCGGACGCAUAAUUAUCAAAGGGGACGUCGAGGAGUUCACCGAGACGGGCGUCAUCUUCAAGGGCGAAGAAGGGUAUGAGGAGAAGCUGGACGUCGUCAUACUGGCUACUGGGUACCUG